Messenger RNA from Conger conger (European conger), 8587 nucleotides. Its product is annotated as filamin-A-like. NCBI's taxonomy places the organism in Eukaryota, Metazoa, Chordata, Actinopteri, Anguilliformes, Congridae. The record is from RefSeq and is a predicted model, not a curated record. The transcript has 47 exons. Gene Ontology annotation, molecular function: actin filament binding. Gene Ontology annotation, biological process: actin cytoskeleton organization. Bases 235 to 7794 code for a protein of 2519 amino acids.
GGUGCAGUUAGCCACACUCGAAGUUGUGAGUUUUUUCUCUGCUUGGGCUUUGUGCGAGAGAUAGAAGGAGGAUUUGGCGUCCGUGAGUGCUUAUAAAAACACUUUAUAACGAAACAAAAGUGUCACAUCAAGGAAGAGUUACCCGUGGAAUAAUAAUAAUAAUAAUAAUAAAAUAAACAGUCUUGCUGACCCCACCCUGAAAACUGGUCAAGUGCGUGGGGGAGCAGAGUCAAAAUGAGUUAUACACACCCACGCUUCAAUCAGUCAGCCGCUGCUGUCGCGGCUCCACUCUCCAACUCCUCUCUCGACCCGGAUAAGGACGCAGAAAUGCCGGCCACGGAGAAGGACCUUGCAGAGGACGCUCCUUGGAAGAAGAUCCAGCAGAACACCUUCACUCGCUGGUGUAACGAGCACCUGAAAUGCAUCAACAAGCGGAUCGCCAACCUGCAGACGGACCUGGGCGAUGGACUACGGCUCAUAGGGCUCAUUGAAGUCCUGAGCCAGAGGAAGAUGUUCCGAAAGUACAACCAGCGCCCCACGUUCCGCCAGAUGCAGCUGGAAAACGUCUCAGUGGCGCUCGAGUUCCUGGAGAAAGAAAAUAUCAAACUCGUUUCAAUCGACUCCAAGGCGAUCGUUGACGGGAAUCUGAAGCUGAUUCUGGGGCUGAUAUGGACACUGAUCCUGCACUACUCCAUCUCCAUGCCCAUGUGGGACGAGGAGCAGGAGGAGGACCAGGGCAAGCAGAAGACCCCGAAGCAGAGGCUGCUGGGAUGGAUCCAGAACAAAGUACCGGACCUGCCUAUCGCCAACUUCAGCCGCGACUGGCAGACGGGCCAGGCUCUGGGUGCUUUGGUGGACAGCUGUGCCCCAGGGCUGUGUCCGGACUGGGACGCCUGGGACAAGGAGAAACCAGUGGACAAUGCCCGAGAGGCCAUGCAGCAAGCGGACGAUUGGCUGGGAAUCCCUCAGGUCAUCACUCCAGCCGAGAUCGUAGAUCCAAACGUGGACGAGCACUCGGUGAUGACCUACCUGUCCCAGUUCCCCAAAGCCAAGCUGAAGCCCGGGGCCCCCCUGCGCCCCAAACUCAACCCCAAAAAGGCCCGUGCAUACGGACCAGGCAUUGAGCCCACUGGUAACAUGGUGAUGAAGAAGGCGGUGUUUACCGUGGAGACGGUCAGUGCUGGGAGUGGGGAGGUGCUGGUGUACGUGGAGGAUCCCGCCGGGCACCGUGAGGAGGCUAAAGUCACGGCCAACAAUGAUAAGAACCGCACCUACUCUGUGUUCUACGUCCCUAAAGUCACAGGACCCCACAAGGUGACAGUGCUGUUUGCCGGGCUGCACAUCUCAAAGAGCCCCUUCUCAGUGGAAGUUGGGGCGUCUAGGGGAAACGCUAGCCAGGUGACCGCACAGGGCCCUGGCCUGGAGCCCACGGGGAACGUCGCGAACAAAACCACUCACUUCGACAUCUACACCGCAGGUGCUGGGGAGGGCGAGGUGCAGGUGCAGAUCAUGGACCCGCGGGGCAGGAGGGACACUGUGGUGUGUCAGCUGGAGGACAAGGGGAACAGCAGCUACCGCUGCAACUACAGGCCUACCCAGGAGGGGGCGCACACCAUCCACAUCACAUUCUCUGGGGCAGAGAUCCCCAAGAGCCCCUACACCGUCACUGUGGGGGAAGCCAGUAACGCCAACACCUGCCGGGCGAAGGGCCGAGGGCUGCAGCCGAAGGGGGUGCGGGUGCGGGAGGGGGCCGACUUCAGGGUCUACACCAGAGGAGCCGGGAGCGGGGAGCUGAAGGUCGCCAUCACAGGACCGAAGGGUGUGGAGGAACCCUGUAAGAGGGCAGAUCUCGGCGAUGGGGUGUACGGCUUUGAGUAUUACCCCACCACACCUGGAAACUACAGCAUCUCUAUAACCUGGGCAGGACAGCACAUACCGCGCAGCCCGUUUGAGGUGAAGGUGGGGCCGCAGGCCGGACUGCAGAGAGUGCGAGCGUGGGGUCCGGGUCUGGAGAGCGGGGCGGUGGGCAGGUCCGCUGACUUUGUGGUGGAGGCCAUCGGGGAAAACGUUGGUACUCUUGGGUUCUCUGUGGAAGGCCCGUCUCCGGCAAAAAUCGAGUGUGACGACAAGGGUGACGGGUCAUGUGACGUGCGGUACUGGCCAACGGAACCUGGCGAGUAUGCAGUGCAUGUCCUCUGCAACAACCAGGACAUCCUGCACAGCCCCUUCAUGGCUGAGAUCCAGCCUGCUCCUGCAGACUUCCACCCAGAGAAGGUGAAGGCUUAUGGUCCAGGUGUCCAAGGUGGUGGAGUGGCAGUGAACAGACCUGCAGAGUUCACGGUUGAUGCUACACAGGGAGGCACGGCUGCCUUGAAGAUACAAGUGCAGGAUGGCCAGGGCGAGCCGGUGGACGUGCAGGUGAAGGAUAAUGGGAACAGGACGUACAGCUGCAGCUACACCCCCUGCCAGCCGCUCAAACACACGGUCAUGGUGUCCUGGGGUGGGGUCAAUAUCCCUGACAGCCCAUACAGGGUGAAGGUUGGAGCUGGCUGUCACCCCAACAAGGUGAGGGUUUCUGGUCCUGGGGUUUCCAAGACUGGACUGAAGGCAUUUGAAUCUACUUAUUUCACUGUGGACUGCACAGAGGCUGGCCAAGGUGAUAUCAGCAUUGGGAUAAAAUGUGCCCCUGGGGUAAUGGGGCCUGCCGAGGCUGACAUCGACUUUGACAUCAUUCGAAACGACAACGACACCUUCACCGUCAAAUACACCCCCCCCGGAGCUGGGAGUUACACCAUCAUGGUGUUGUUUGCCGACCAGGCUGUCCCCAUGACUCCCAUCCGGAUCAGGGUGGAUCCCUCUCAUGACGCCGGCCGGGUGAUGGCUGAGGGCCCGGGGCUGAGCAGGAGGGGUGUGGAGCAGAACGUGCCCACCCACUUCACCGUGUCUGCCCAGGGGGCCGGCAGGGCCACGCUGGACGUCCAGUUCACCUCCGCCGCCAACGGCGACGCGGUCUGCGACUUUGACAUCAUCAGUAACCAUGACAACACGCACACUGUUAAAUACACGCCUGUGCAGAAGGGUAACAUGGGUGUGAACGUAACCUAUGGCGGAGAUUCCAUACCCAGAAGCCCCUUCUCUGUUCCUGUGGUUCCUUCACUGGAUCUGAGUAAGAUCCAGGUGUCCGGCUUUGGAAGUGAGAUGCCAGUGGGUAAAGACAAGGAGGUCAUGGUGAAGAGUGCCGGGGCUGGAGGUCAGGGCAAAGUGGAGGCUCAGGUGGUGGGUCCGAGCAGCAGGCCGGUGCCGAGCUCGGUGGAGCGGGGUCCGGAGCCCGAGACCAGCCGGGUCCGGUUCAUUCCCCGCGAGCCCGGCACCUACCAGGUGGAUCUGACGUACGACUCUGCCCCCAUCCCUGGGAGCCCCUUCCACGCACAGGCCGUGCCCCCCCCGGACCCCUCCAAGGUUCGCUGUUCAGGCCCAGGUUUGGAGCGGGCUCGGGUGGGUGAGACGGGCCAGUUUGUGGUGGACUGCACCACUGCCGGCCCGGCAGAACUCACCAUAGAGAUCAUCUCCGAGAACGGCAAGGAGGCAGAGGUCCACAUUCAGGACAACGGCGACGGCACCUUCUCCAUCACCUACACGCCCCUGUACCCUGGCGCCUACACCCUCACCAUCCGCUACGGUGGCCAGAACGUGCCAAACUUCCCCACCACCCUGCACGUGGACCCUGCUGGGGGCGCCCCGGGGGUCAUGGCUUUCGGGCCUGGAGUGGAAGGCAAGGGAGUGUUCUGUGAGGCCCGGGCGGGGUUCACUGUGGACGCCCGUGCGGUGAGCCCCUGUGGGGGGGGGGACCUCAGGACCCACAUCAGAAGCCCCUCAGGCGCCCGCUCUGACGCCCUCAUUCAGGACCGGGGGGACGGCACCUACCAGGUGGAAUACACGCCCUACGAGGAGGGGGUGCACGGUGUGGAAGUGACGUACGAUGGCGUUCCUGUGGCCGGAAGCCCGUUCCGUGUGCCGGUCACAGAGGGCUGUGAUCCCACGCAUGUGCGUGUCCAUGGGCCCGGCCUGCGCGCAGGAAUCACCAACACGCCCAACCGGUUCACUGUGGAAACCCGGGGCGCUGGGACGGGGGGGCUGGGGCUGGCAGUGGAAGGCCCAUCUGAAGCGAAGAUGUCCUGUGUGGACAACAAAGAUGGCAGCUGCAGUGUGGAGUACGUCCCCUUCCAGCCUGGAACCUACAACCUCAACAUCACCUACGGGGGCCGGCCCGUCAGCGGAAGCCCUUUCUCAGUUCCGGUGUACGACAUGGUGGACCCCUCCAAGGUCCGGUGUGAGGGGCCAGGACUGGGCCCUGGUGUCAGGGCCAGCGUCCCCCAGAGCUUCAGCGUGGAUGCCAGCAGGGCCGGGGGGGACGCUCCCCUGCAAGUGGCGGUGCAGGGGCCCAAAGGGGUCCAGGAGCCAGUAGAGGUGGUGGACAAGGGAGACCAGACGUACGCGGUGCGCUACCUCCCGUCCAGAGAGGGCCCUUACUGCGUCAGCGUGCUCUACGGCGACCAGGCUGUCCCACACAGCCCAUACAGUGUGGCAGCUCUGCCUGCACAUGAUGCCAGUAAGGUUCGGGCCAGCGGGCCCGGCCUGGAUGCGGGUGGAGUGCCAGCCAGCCUCCCGGUGGAGUUCACCAUCGAUGCCACGGACGCCGGGGAAGCUCUGCUGGGCGUUCAGAUAACGGACUCUGAGGGCAGACCUAAAAAGACGAACAUUCGGGAUAACCAUGACGGGACGUACCUGGUCUCCUACGUGCCUGACGCAGUGGGCCACUACGCCAUCGUUCUGAAAUACGGGGGAGACGACACGCCCUCCUCGCCGUACUGCGUCAGGGCCCUGCCCACGGGAGACGCCACCAAGUGCACAGUCUCAGUCUCCAUUGGUGGACGUGGUCUGGGAGCAGGCCUGGGCCCCUCCCUGCAGAUGGGGGAGCAGGCAGUGAUCACGGUGGAUGCUCGGGCGGCCGGGCCGGGGUUGGUGACCUGCAGCGUGCGCACGCCGGACGGAGCCGAGCUGGACGUGGACGUGCUGGACAACGGCGACGGGACCUUCGACGUGCGCUACACCGCGCAGCAGCCAGGGAGCUACACGCUCUGCGUGCGCUUUGGGGGCGAGCUCAUCCCCAACAGCCCCUUCCACGUCACAGCUGUGGACAGGCUGAAUGGGGCAGGCCUGUCCAGGCUCAGGCCUGUUGACCUGGUGGUUCCCCUGGCCCUGGAGGAAGGAGACAUCUCAGGGGAGGUGAGAAUGCCUUCGGGCCAGGUGUCCAAGCCGGACAUCCUGGAUAACAGAGACGGGACUGUGAACAUCAGAUACGCCCCCACGGAGCUGGGGCUCCACCACAUGGACAUCAAAUCCGAUGACAGCCACAUCCCAGGAAGUCCCCUCCAGUUCUACGUGGACUACGUCAGCAGCGGUCACGUGACCGCGUACGGGCCUGGGCUGAUCCACGGCGCGGUUGGCAAGCCCGCCGUCUUCACGGUCGACACGACAGAAGCGGGAGAAGGCGGACUGUCUCUGGCCAUCGAGGGUCCGUCCAAAGCAGACAUUAGCUGUGUGGACAAUGAGGACGGCACCUGCACGGUGUCCUACCUGCCUGUCUCACCUGGGCCGUACAACGUCCUCGUCAGAUACAACGAGCAGCACGUCCCCGGGAGCCCCUUCCUGGCCCGGAUCACUGGGGAGGGGUCGAUGCGGAGGACCAUCGGCUCGGCGGCCGACAUCCCUCUCGACAUCGGGGAGCUGGACCUGAGUCAGCUGACCGUGUCCCUGACCACGCCCUCCGGCCGUGAGGAGCCCUGCGCCUUCAAACUGCUGCGCAACGGUCACAUGGGGGUGUCCUUCGUGCCCCGGGAGAUUGGCGAUCACCUGGUCAACAUAAAAAAGGAGGGCAGCCACAUCCCCAGGAGCCCCAUCACGGUGAACAUCAGCCGGUCGGAGUUCGGCGACGCCGGGCAGGUGAAGGUGUUGGGGCGGGGCCUGAGCGGGGGACGCACAUCCGAGCCUGCGGAGUUCACCAUCGACACGUCCGCAGCCGGUUAUGGAGGCCUCAGUCUGUCCAUCGAAGGCCCCAGUAAAGUGGACCUCCACACAGAGGACCAGGAGGAUGGAGUGUGCAGGGUCACCUACUGUGCCACCAAGCCAGGAAAUUACAUCAUCACCAUCAAGUUUGCUGACCAGCAUGUUCCAGGAAGUCCGUUCACGGCGAAGGUCAGUGGCGAGGGCAGAACCACAGAGAGCCUCACCAGACUCAGGAGCGCCGCCGCUGUGGCCAGCGUGGGCAGCCCGUGUGACCUCAGCCUGAAGAUCCCAGAGAUCAACAUGGCCGACAUGACAGCCCAGGUGACUGGGCCUUCGGGGAAAGUCCACGAAGCAGAGAUCAUGGAAGGGGAGGACCACACCUACAGCAUCCGCUUUGUGCCCACGGAGAUGGGAGUGCACAGCGUCAGCGUGAAGUGCCAGGGCCUCCACGUCCCGGGGAGCCCCUUCCAGUUCACCGUGGGGCCCCUGGGGGAGGGCGGGGCCCACAAGGUCCGUGUUGGGGGCCCCGGGCUGGAGAGGGCCGAGGCUGGAGUACCAGUGGAGUUUAGCGUUUGGACUAGAGAGGCGGGGGCUGGGGGCCUGGCCAUCUCCGUGGAAGGACCGGGCAAAGCCGACAUCACCUUCGAAGAGCGCAAGGAUGGGUCCAGCGGUGUGUCGUACGUGGUGCAGGAGCCAGGAGACUACGAGGUGUCGGUCAAGUUCAACGAGGAGCACGUUCCCGACAGCCCCUUCCUGGUGGCCGUGACCCCGUCCUCAGAGGACGCCCGACGCCUCACCGUGGCCAGCCUGCAGGAGUCGGGCCUGAAGGUGAACCAGCCGGCAUCCUUCUCAGUGAGUUUGAACGGGGCCCGAGGCACCAUGGACGCCAUCGCCCAUGGCCCCUCUGGAUCCCAGGAGGACUGCACCGUCACCCAGAUCCAUGAGGACGAGUAUGCCGUGCGCUUCAUCCCACGGGAGAACGGGAUCCACGUCAUCGAUGUGAAGUUUAACGGCACCCACAUUCCUGGCAGCCCCUUCAAGAUCCGGGUCGGUGAUCCAGGCCAGGCUGGGGACCCGGGCUUGGUGUCUGCCUACGGGGCUGGACUCGAGGGCGGGACUACAGGCUCUCCAUGCGAGUUCAUCAUAAACACCAGCUCGGCAGGGCACGCCACCCUGGCUGUGACCAUAGACGGCCCCUCCAAGGUGAAGAUGGACUGCCAGGAGUGUCCAGAGGGCUACAGGGUCACCUACACCCCCAUGGCCCCUGGGAACUACCUUAUCUGCAUUAAAUACGGGGGACCCUACCACAUAGUGGGGAGCCCUUUCAAGGCCAAGAUCACCGGUCCUCGGUUGGUCAGCAGCCACAGUGCACACGAGACUACCUCAGUGCUGAUGGAAGCGGUCUCGUACAGUACCACCACAAGCCAGCAGGGGUCAGCAUGGCCGGCUCCCUAUGCCAGCCGUGUAGUAGCCAAGGGCUUGGGCCUGUCCAAGGCCUUCACAGGCCAGAAGAACAGCUUCAGUGUGGACUGCAGCAAAGGAGGGCGUGGCAUGCUGCUGGUGGGGGUGGAAGGGCCCUCUGUGCCCUGCGAGGAGGUGGUGAUCAGACAUGUGGGGAGCCGCCUGUACAACGUCACCUACCUGCUGAAGCAGAAGGGCGAGUACACGCUGGUGGUGAAGUGGGCCGAUGGCCACAUCCCAGGGAGCCCCUUCCACAUCACCGUGUGACCCUGCGACACCCCUCUCCCCUUUCCCCUUCCAUCCUUAUCACACUCUCCCCUUAAUCUUACUCACCAGAGAGGGAGAACUGGGGUGUAAUUUCACUGAAUAUCUACUGCACUAGUCUAGAACUGUUUGGUUUUCUCAACUUUUUCAAAAUGUUUUUUAAAGAGUCUGUUAAAACUAUUUUAUUUAAGCCAAAGGGACUCACUAACACACUAAUGUAGAAUUUGAUGGUUAUGACCCUCUAGGGCACUACUCAGUUUCACCCUAACACUAUGAAAGCAUGUUGAAUUUUAAGAUGUGUUCUGCACACCUGCAAUGUUUCACACUGAUGUUCUGUUAUCAUGGGGAGUGAGGGGGUCAAAUACGCACUUUCUUAGCUCAAACUGUGAUGUUUAGCCAAAGGUGCAAGUUCUGAAUGUUACUUUGACUGUGAGAAAAACGUUUUUAAAACUCAAAGUUUAUUUCCUGCACUUGGAUCGUUGGAUAAGGAAAGGAUAAUUGUGUGCAAAUUGGUAAGUUGUAGCAAUUAACAGAAGAAAGCAUGUAGCAUUAUUGGAGUUGUAAACAUGUGAGAGAGUUUACAGCUAGGAUUGGUUUAACUUAAGCAGCUUAAGGAUAUUAGAAUUCUGAUUUUGCAGGAAGAAAAGUCACAACUCCCUCUUCUGUGUGUCCUUUUAAUGUUUUAAUUGUUUAAUCACUGUCAAAAUAAAAAACACAAAUAUAUGUUUUAUGAGAUGGGAUAAACUGCUAAACUACUGCAGUAUUUUCUGAUACUCAAUAAAGCUAUCUAAAUGUA